Molecule: messenger RNA, 1994 nt
Organism: Clarias gariepinus (North African catfish)
Lineage: Eukaryota; Metazoa; Chordata; Actinopteri; Siluriformes; Clariidae
Gene: wnt4b
Product: wingless-type MMTV integration site family, member 4b
Exons: 9
Coding region: 739-1815 (358 amino acids)
Biological process (GO): canonical Wnt signaling pathway; multicellular organism development; neuron differentiation
Cellular component (GO): extracellular region
Molecular function (GO): frizzled binding; cytokine activity
Source: RefSeq, a predicted model, not a curated record
ACUCCUCCGGAUCCUCCGUCUCUACAGGAAUACACACAUUUUGUUUUGUUCUGUUUAGUGUUGGGGGAAGGACACGCACUCAAUUAGGACUUUAAUUAAACCUCAGUGAUGGCUUUAUUGGACUUCAAUUAACAUUUUAAUUACAGUGUUACAGAUUAUUGGAAUGAAGUUAUAGAAAAGUCAUUAACACUCUGUUAAUGUAAUAAUAAUAAUAAUAAUAAUAAUAAUAGUGAUUGAUCCUUACACUGAUGUCCAAGAGUGAGAGAGGAGUGAGACAGGGACGUCACCCCGAGUGUUAAUCACUGGAGCAGGUUUAAUCGUCGGCCUGCAGGACUUUAUUUAUUUAAACUAUUUAUUAUUAUUAUUAUUAUUAUUAUUGGAUGGCUGCCAUGGUGACCUGGACAGCCAACUCACUUUAACAGAGACGAGGGGAGCGUCCCUUACACUGCACCUGAGAGAGUGAGACAGACCGACUGAUGGACAGACACAUAUAAACUGACCAAACUGACAGACAUUUGGGGAAAUCCCAAGAAAAUAGAUAAACAAAGAGAGAGACAGACAGAUAAAUAAAUAGACAGAAAGUUGGACAAAUAAUUACAUAGACUGAGAGACAGACAGAGAGAGAGACAGACAGAGACAGACAGACGACAGAUAACUGGAUAGAUAUUCAGAGAGACAGACGACAGAUCACCAAGCAGACAAACAUUUAGACGGACAGACGGAGGGAUAGACAGUCUGAUGCCCACUGUCUCUGCUGUCAAUCACUCGGGACGACGCCUCCUGCUGUUGCUAUGGGCAACCCACCUCGCCAUGGCAACCAACUGGCUUUCUCUGAUGCGUGUGCCGCGCUCUCGGCCGGUGUCUGGCUCAGAGGUGUGUGUGCGUCUGCGGGGUCUGUCGGUGGGGCAGGUGGGGGUGUGUAGGGCUCGAGGGGAGGUGAUGGAGUCCGUACGCAAAGCGGCUGAGAUGGUCAUCGACGAGUGCCAGCAUCAGUUCCGUAAUCGGAGGUGGAACUGCUCCACUACUCCUCGUGGUGUUAACGUGUUCGGCCGAGUCAUGACCCAAGGGACACGGGAGGCGGCGUUUGUACACGCCCUCUCCUCUGCGGCUGUAGCUGUUGCAGUGACACGAGGCUGCAGCCGGGGGGAGCUGGAGAGGUGUGGAUGUGAUCGCAAGGUCAGAGGAGUCAGCCCAGAGGGAUUCCAGUGGUCGGGGUGUUCAGAUAAUCUGUCGUACGGAGUGGCGUUCUCUCAGACGUUUGUUGAUGAGGCGGAGCGAGUGAAGGGCACGUCGUCAGGGCGACCGCUAAUGAACCUCCACAAUUACGAAGCAGGACGGAAGGCCAUCCUCCACAACAUGCAGGUGGAGUGUAAGUGUCACGGAGUUUCAGGUUCCUGUGAGCUUAAGACCUGCUGGAAGGUGAUGCCGCCGUUCCGCAGAGUCGGCGCUGUACUGAAGGAGCGAUUCGACGGAGCCACAGAGGUGCGCCUGACCCGUAUCGGCUCCCGCGCUGCUCUGCUGCCGAAGGACCCCGGCGUGAAGCCGCCCGCCGCGCGAGAUCUCGUCUACCUGGCCGCGUCUCCCGAUUUCUGUCGUCUCGACCCCGAGAACGGCGUCCUGGGAACCGCGGGCCGCCGCUGCAACGGGACAUCACGCCUCGCCCCGGACAGCUGUGACCUGCUGUGCUGCGGUCCGGGUUUCCGCUCGGGUCGAGCCGAAGUGGUUCAGCGCUGCUCCUGUAAAUUCUCCUGGUGCUGCUCGGUCCGGUGUCAGCAGUGCAAAAACACAGUGCUCGUACACACCUGCAGAGAGUGACACACACACACACACACACACAGUUUAUCAUUAAAGUGCAGCCUCAUCAUUCAGUCAAGACAAAAGUAAGGGCACCCUAUAAAUAAAGAGAGAGGUUGUGUACUGCAGGGUUUAGAACACCCCAUGCCUAGAGGGCGCUCUUUCACCACCUAGUCGUCGUUUAGUGGAGAUUUAGGGGC